CCUGGUCCUGUUGCGCCCUUAGGCGACAGGCGACACCCACGCAUAACAUAUGUCGCUCCGCCUGCUGCUGCCGCCUCUGCUGUGCAUCCUCUCCCGCGGCUGCACGUCUGCUCCGCUGCCGCCGCGCUCUAUUGGACGUCGUCCAGCACCCAUAACUGACUCCCCUCGCAGCAGGCGGCGGCCACCGCCGUUGUCAGACCGCGCUGCCUUCCUCUCGCGCCGUGCCGCCGCCGCCGCCGCGUUGCCGCUGCUCCCGGCGCUCCUGCUUCCCUCGCCUCCCGCCUCCGCGCGAGAAGGAUACGAUCUCGAGACCGCCUUUGCGCUCACGGCGGUGCUCGACCUGCGUGCCAUGGUGCUCGACGUCGACCGCCGCCUCUUUGCCGGCCUGCUUCGGUCCCCUCCCGCGACGUCGGUCACCGCCGAGGAGGGCGCGGGUGCGCGGGCCGAGGUGAGAAGGCUUCUUGCGCCGGACGUCUCGCCGCGCGAGCGCGUGCGCGACGCGCUCUCUCUCGCGCGCAAGGCUCGGCGCAUCGAGCUGUGCAGCGCCGGCCGCGGCUGCGCGGCGACGGAGGCGGAGGAGCACGCAAGGGAGGCGCAGGAGCGGCUCGCCGCGAUCCUCGAGUACGGUGCGUUCGACGGCCGCCGCACGAACGCUCUGAACGAGCCCGUGCCGCUGAUGACGCCCGACGAGCUUCGCUUUGUCCACCGCGCGCUCGUGUCGGCUCAGCGCGAGCUCACGGCCGCCUUCGACUGCUUCGGAGCAGACGAGCGGCGGGAAGCGGCUCGCUUUGCGGCGCGGGCCGCGAAGGGCGACCUCGUGCCGCUGGGGCUGGAUGCCCAGGCGCGCCAGAUACUGGACGGCCAGGACCGCGCCAUCGGCGACGCCAUCCGCGGGCUUGGCGGCCCGCCCCCGUCCCUGUACGCGGACGACUUGCAGCGUCAGAACGACGCCCUGCUGGCGGGCAGCGACGGCAGGUAGCAAACAAACAAAAUAAAAUAAACUGGGCUGGUUGAAUCCCUCACCCUCGAGGUGUGCAGUAAACCCGUUUUUGCGAGGGUGUGUUUUGUGAAAUUCUUUGCCUCGAGCCGUCUAGGUGAAGGGGCAACCAGUA
Molecule: messenger RNA, 1112 nt
Organism: Emiliania huxleyi CCMP1516
Lineage: Eukaryota; Haptophyta; Isochrysidales; Noelaerhabdaceae
Exons: 1
Coding region: 50-979 (309 amino acids)
Source: RefSeq, a predicted model, not a curated record